This is a messenger RNA of Vicia faba (fava bean), 1044 nucleotides long. NCBI's taxonomy places the organism in Eukaryota, Viridiplantae, Streptophyta, Magnoliopsida, Fabales, Fabaceae. The record is from the annotation of a GenBank genome assembly.
AUGCGUGCAGCUCUUAUGUGGACUGUGAAUGACUUCCCUGCAUAUGCUAUGUUAUCCGGUUGGAGUACUAAAGGGAAGUUUGCUUGUCCUGCUUACACAAGGAUGAAUAGAAUGACACGAAAUAGCGAUGAUACUCCAAACAUAGGUCAUCCAAUCGGGGGAAAGAAACGAAUUUCCCUUGAUCAUAAGUCUCUAAACCAAGCUCACGGCUACAUUUUAUUCAAUUGCGAUGAAGUGCAAGAGUAUAUUAGAGAGCAUGAGGUUAAUGAUCAUAAUCCUCUAAAAAAAAGGAAGUCCAGAAAAGCUAACAAUCAAAGAGAAGAUUUUAUUCAAUGGUUUGAAACACGUCUCAUGGAUGAGAAAGUUACUGAAUGGUUGAAGGUGUUGUCUAGGGGACCAAAUGAUGUUGUUAGAAGGUAUUCUGGUUAUGUUAUUAAUGGAUACAGGUUUCAUACAACAAAUCGUGAAGCAAGGCUUAAAACACAAAAUAGUGGUGUGACAUUAGAAGCGGUGACUCAAGUUCUUAGAAAUGCGAAGGAUGAAAAUCCCAAAAAGAUUUGUGUGACUUACUAUGGGGCAAUAAAAGAUAUUAUAGAGUUAGAUUAUUAUGGUCAUGAAAAAUAUGUAUUGUUCAAAUGUGAUUGGUUUGUGGAUGAAAAGGAUAAAUAUGGAUCGCCGUUGGUUUACUUUAACAAAAAAUGCUACAAAAAUGAUCCAUUUGUGUUGGCAUCUCAAGUUCAACAAUGCUUCUUUAUUGAAGAUCCUUUAAACAAAAACAAACACUAUGUUCUAAAUGCACUUCCAAGGGAAUCAUUUGACAUGGGAGAAUCUUUAAGUACAGAUGCCCAAGAAUAUGAUAUUUCAACAAAUCUUAAUACGUUAAGGGAUGAUUGUGAAGUGGAUUUGGUUAGGAAAGAUUUGCCGGAUGAUAUCUUUGAAAUUCCUUUGUCAGAACUUCACAACCAAAAAGCAAUAGAGAGUGAUCACAGUGACACGAGUUAUGGAAGUGACGAUGAAACUGAUUAUGAUUCUAGUACUGAUUAG